Molecule: messenger RNA, 1358 nt
Organism: Rotaria sordida
Lineage: Eukaryota; Metazoa; Rotifera; Eurotatoria; Philodinida; Philodinidae
Source: the annotation of a GenBank genome assembly
AUGGAAUUAAAAAAUAUUACUACUUCUACUUCUAUUGUACCAUCAUCAAUAAAAACUUGGCUAGAACCGAAUGACAUACGAAUUCUUUCUCAAGGUCGCUUAAAAGUUCCUGAAACAAAUCUAAUUCCAGCUAUCUGUUUUUAUAAUGGUACAUUUGUUCCAAUUCAUGCAGGCCAUAUUAGUGUCUUGGAAGAUGCAAAACGGUACAUUAAUAAUCUUGGUACACAUGAGUUGCUAGCUGCAUAUAUAUCUCCUUCACAUUCUGGAUAUGUUGCGAAGAAAUUAAAUCCAGAUGAGUUGAUUGGAGCCGGGCAUCGUUUAUCAAUGAUCUAUCUUGCAAUUGAAAAUCUUGAUUGGGUUAUGGUAGAUUUAUUUGAAAUGUUUCAACCAUGCAAAACUCAAUUAAGUAUUGUCAUGGAAGCUUUUAUUUCACGUGUUCGCUCGCAACUUCCUGAUGGCGAACGAAUUGAUGUAUUUUGGUUAAAAGGAGAAGACGCGCUGUCUCGUACUAAGUCAUCUGACGAUGUUAUUCGAUUAGGAUUUCACUCAAUAUAUGUUUUGAAUCGAGGAUGCAAUGAGAAUAUAAUUAACAAAAAUGAUGAAUUCAAAACUAUUCAGGAUUAUCAUGAAAAACGUUGGCGAGAAAUACAAACAUUAUCAUCUUUUCCAGAAAAAUUUCAUCUAGUUCAAGCAACACAUAUGAAUCUUUCCUCUAGUACUAUUCGAGCCUGUGCACGCAAUACCUUUACAACACGUGAACAACUUCAUUCAUGUAUUCAACUUGACAAGAUCACCAGUUACAUUAUACAACAUCAAUUGUGGAGCACACAAUCUACUAUAAUGCCAGUUCUCCCUACUUUUCCUAAUGAAAUUAUCGAUCUAACACCUGAACUUCUUUCAUACAUGCUCUCCGCAUAUACGAGCUCAUCAAUAAAAGUAAAUUCCUUUAUGUUUGAACCGAUUGGUGUUGGCAAAGAAUCGAGAGUGUCACAUAAAGCAUAUGCUUAUGCCAAAGCACUUGUUACACAUAUUCCACAUCUUUUUCAGACACUUACCGAUGAACAUUACACUUUAUCACAUGGUGACUUUUGGAUUAAUAAUAUCUACGUACGACGUAAUCAAUCACGUCGAUUAGUACUAUUUGAUUGGCAGACUUGUUGUCGCGCAAAUGGAUUAAUCGAUGUCGUGUUUCUUCUACGCUUGCUUGAUGGUGAUCGAGCUCGUUCACUCGAACCACAACUUCUCGAACUGUAUCAUCAAACGUUGGUAAAGUAUGGAAUUUCGCACUACGAAGCAUCUGCCAUUCGUGACGAUUAUUAUUCAUUGGCUCUUCCAUUUAUGUUCAUUAUUAUUUCUUC